Molecule: messenger RNA, 1345 nt
Organism: Myotis myotis
Lineage: Eukaryota; Metazoa; Chordata; Mammalia; Chiroptera; Vespertilionidae
Product: melanoma-associated antigen 9-like
Biological process (GO): negative regulation of transcription by RNA polymerase II
Cellular component (GO): nucleus
Source: RefSeq, a predicted model, not a curated record
GCUUUUAGACAGCCUAGAGGAGGUGUCUGCUGCUGAGACAUCAGUCCUCCCCAGAGUCCUCAGGGUGCCUUCCCCUCCCCCAUGCCAUGGCAGCCUUUUCAGGGAGCGAAUCUGAAGAUGGGAGGUCCAGCAGCCAAGAUGAGGAGGGUCCAAACACUGAGGGGGGGCCCGAAGAUGAUGCCAAUUCCUUGCUCCACAAAGCACUGCAUUCGAAGUCAAUGGAAAUGGUGGAUUUCCUGCUUCUGAAGUAUCGUGCAAAGGAGCCAACCACAAAGGCAGAAAUGCUGAGUAGUGUCAUCAAAGAGCACCAGGAUCACUUCCCUGAGAUCUUCAGCAACGCCGCUGAGUUCAUGCAGCUGGUCUUUGGCAUUGAUGUGAAGGAAGUGGACCGUAGUACCCACACCUAUGUCCUGGUCACUACCUUGGGGCUCACCUAUGAUGGGAUGGUGAGCGAUGGGCACAGGUUUCCCAACACUGGUCUCCUGGUCACAGUUCUGAGAGUGAUUGCUGUGGAGGAUGAUUGUGCCCCUGAGGAGAAAGUCUGGGAAGCACUGAAUAUUUUAGGGGUGCAUGAUGGGAAGGAGCAUUGGCUCUAUGGGGAGCCCAGGGAGCUCCUCACCAAAGUUUGGGUGCAGAAACAGUACCUGGUGUAUCACCAGGUGCCCAAUAGUGAUCCUGCACGCUAUGAGUUCCUGUGGGGUCGCAGGGCCCACGCUGAGACCACCACAUCGAAAGCCCUCAAGUUUGUUGUCAGUGUUAAUGACAGGGAUCCCUGUUCCCUCCCAUCCCUGCCUGAAGGGCCUGAGUGCAAUGAGGACCACUAUGCCUGAGCCAGAGUUGCAUCCAGGCAAGUUUCAGGCCCAUAUGCAUCAGCUUUUUUUUUUCUUCCUUUUUUCUGGGCAUAAAAUGAGGCCCAUUUUCCACUCUGUGUUUGAGGAAAGAGCAGACAGUAUUCUACGUAGUGAGGCCCAGGGCGAGUUGGGGGAACAAGGGCUGUAGCAUCUUUGAGUUCCUAUAAUUAUUGAGAAAUGUAUCCUUGAAUCCUUUGGGAAUUAUUUAAGGGAACUUUCCAAUGUUGUUUCUUUUCAUAGAAUGUUUCAUAGGCUUUAGCAUCUAAGUUUGUGAAUGACAUCGGGCACAUAUGUAUUUGUACUUGUCUUAUUCAAGAGUAAGAGGUUUGUUACUGUGUUACACAAAUUGGGAUAUUUCCCAUCCUAGUUUUAGAUCCCAAACUACAUAACAUGUCUUUAGAGCAGGAUUUUCUUGGAAACGUGAAAGAACACAGCAGUACAAUUGAUGGAGUCAAGAAAUAGAAAAAUAAAAGCAAAAGGUUGUUAAUUCUUGC